Messenger RNA from Aspergillus wentii DTO 134E9, 2154 nucleotides. RefSeq lists its product as uncharacterized. Lineage: Eukaryota; Fungi; Ascomycota; Eurotiomycetes; Eurotiales; Aspergillaceae. The record is from RefSeq and is a predicted model, not a curated record. Gene Ontology annotation, molecular function: oxidoreductase activity; proteasome binding. The transcript has 6 exons. The coding region runs from base 1 to 2154 and encodes 717 amino acids. Gene Ontology annotation, biological process: proteasome assembly.
AUGUCGAACCUCGACUACACCAACAAAACCUACACCCUUAACACCGGUGCUAAGAUCCCAGCCGUUGGCCUGGGUACCUGGCAAUCCGGACCUAACGAGGUCCGCGAGGCUGUCAAGAAUGCCCUCUUGAAGGGUUACCGCCACAUCGACACUGCUCUUGCCUAUGGCAACGAAGCCGAGGUUGGCCAGGGUAUCAAAGACUCUGGUGUUCCCCGCAAGGAAAUCUGGAUCACCACCAAGCUUGACAACACCUGGCACCACCGCGUCACCGAGGGUAUUAACUCUUCCCUCAAGGACCUUGACACAAGCUACGUCGACCUUUACUUGGUACACUGGCCCAGCUCGACCGACCCCAAUGACAAGUCGAAGCAUCUGCCCGACUGGGACUUCAUUAAGACAUGGCAAGAGAUGCAGAAGUUGCCUGAGACUGGCAAGGUCAAGAACAUUGGUGUUUCCAACUUCGGAAUCAAGAACCUCGAGAUCCUCCUCAACCACCCCACCACCAAGAUUGUCCCCGCCGUUAAUCAGAUCGAGUUGCACCCUAACAACCCCUCGCCCAAGCUGGUUGCUUACAACACUUCCAAGGGCAUCCACUCCACCGGAUACUCUUGCUUGGGAUCCACCAACUCUCCCCUCUACAAGGACCCCACUCUCUUGGAGAUUGCUGAGAAGAAGGGCAAAACUCCCCAGCAGGUCCUGCUCGUCUGGGGUGUGUCCAAGGGCUGGAGUGUCAUCCCCAAGUCCGUCAGCAAGUCUCGCAUCGAUGCCAACUUUGAGAUUAACGGCUUGGAAUUGACUGCUGAUGAGAUCAGCAAGUUGGACAACCUGAAGGACCGCUUCAAGACCAUGUUUGCCUACGAGAAGGCCUGCAAGGCCGUCAAGUCAAAAUUACCAGAACCAACACAGCAGGUAUCACUGCGAGUUCAACCAGCUUAUGCUCGGAUCAAUCCUCGCCAGCCCAUCAAUCGAGCUGCUGCCAUCCGCCAGGCCCGUAGUCGCCACUUCUCCACCCGUGCAAGCGCCUUUGUCUCAUACAUCAAGACCGGACUCCAAGGUGAUCGCGUCGCCUACCAGACUUCUCGUGUUGCAUCAAACGUCGGCCGUAUCACCAGCAGAGCCCCCUUUGCGUCGACUCUGCGCCCAAACUUGACUGGUGGCACUCUGGGUCGUACCGCAGGAGGUUAUACAUUUGGCGCUGGCCGCAUUGGGGGAGCUCGGUACUUUUCUCAUGGCCCAGCCGCACCUGCGCAGGUCAUCAACAAUGUUUCCGCCGGAGUGCGUGCAUUCUUCCUCUCGGGGCAGAAAGUCCGAUUUGAUGGCAUUGACCCUAUCACCGGAAACAAGCGCUACAAGGCCGUGAGCGCUCUCCAGGACCAGGCUGAACGUCAAAUGACAGGAAUUCCUCGCACAGCACCCGGCUCCUACAUCGAUUUCCAGAUCUCUCCUACCGUCACUGCUUUUGGAGCAAUGGCUGGCUUGCAGAAGAAGUCUGGUGCUUUCGAAUCUGAGACGCUCAACUCGGAAGGUCUUUUGGACUUGCUUUCUGUUGACUUUGCACGUGCAUUGAAGGACCUCGCGGCUGUUCUCAAUGAUCUUAAGCGCUUGUCAGCCCUAGGCGAUUUGCCUAUCCUGCUGCAGGACAGAUCUACAAUUCGAGUACGGUUUCCUGGAUGUGAUGCGGACACCGUGGAGCGAUUGUGUGACGAAGUUGAUGUGCAACGGGGUCGAAUUGUCCAAGAUGAAGAUUUUGACAUUCGCACUGGAGCAGACCUUGCUCUUCUUUUCCCCUUCGCCCCCAGCGUCCCUGUAUCACCAGAGAUGGACUACUUCUUUACAAAGGAACCAACACGAUUGCAGACAGCUGAUGAAGUUGAUUGGCAAGGCAUGAUGUCUUCCGAAGACUUUACGGAGUCUUCGCCCAGAGAUGUUCGCCAGUCAAACGAUAUGAGUUUCGAGGAUGUGGAGAUAUUCGGCAAAAAUCCUUGGAACUCGUCUUCGUCAGGAUACUCGAGUAUCAACAUCAGCGAGCUUGGAGACCGUGCUUUCUUUCCAGAGAUGUCAAGUGCUGGUAUCCCUGAGAGUGCCUCUGAAUAUGCAGGGACUGAGGGGAUCCACAAGUUCUUAGCAGGAUGUGACCGGGCCGCACUUCAUUAA